Molecule: messenger RNA, 1056 nt
Organism: Striga asiatica
Lineage: Eukaryota; Viridiplantae; Streptophyta; Magnoliopsida; Lamiales; Orobanchaceae
Source: the annotation of a GenBank genome assembly
AUGAUAUCCGCAUCAGUGACGAUGAAUGUCAGAGAAGCCUUUUUGGUAAAGUCAUCGGUGAUCGGACAGCGAGCUGUAUUGGAAUUAGGUGUGCAAUGUCCCAGAUAUGGAGGCUCAAUAGGUCAUUUAGACCGUGGGUGUCCUAAGAAGAUGGAAGAUAUAGUUAAUAACUCUAUGAAAGAAGGGCAAUAUGGUGAUUGGCUGAAAGCAGCGGAUGGGCAAAGAUGGGCACCUGGUAAUGUCUCUGGCUCAAGAUCAUCUCCACCAAGGGAGUCUCCUUCAAUGGCUGAGAACACUACUGCACAGGGAGCUUCAUCAAGCCAGACUGGUAACAAUCAGCAACGAUUUCAAAGUCAAGAAGACAUCCCUUCUCUAGUAAAGUCAGUAGCUGCUACAUCUUUUGUCUCAGCUAACAAGGUACCAACCCCAAGAGAGGAAAUGGUGGAAAAUAAUCUCCAGCUAGUGGAAUCCUCAGUGAUGGAGCCUCCUCUUAUCAUUGACCAACUAGUAAGGGGCAAGAGAGUCAGAGUUGAUAAUGAGACGGAUGAAAGGUCCAAGGAACCUCUACUACAAAUCAGGUUCAAUCUAAAAAACUCAAAACUCAGUCCAAAAGGACGGCUGUGUGGGCCCUCUACAAUUUCCCAAAUCAGAGAGUUAUUGAGAACUCACCACCCAAAUUUUCUAUUUUUAUCUGAAACCAAAAAACAAAAUGCUUUUGUGAAGUCUGUUUGUAAAAUAUUGGGUUAUGAUAGUAAAUUGGCUAUAGUGGAUCCGAGUGACAAGAGAAGCUCAAUGGGCAUACAUGCUCAUAGACAAAUAGCUCUGGGGUCACCCUUAGUUUCAAUUGGGGACUGGAAUGAUCUGAUGUCACAUAAUGAAAAAGCAGGUGGCAACUCUAGAAAUAUGACCAGUUUUCAAGGCUUCCACAAUUUUAUUAAUGCCAUGGAAAUGUCAAAAGUCAAGUUUGAAGGAUAUACUUACACCUGCUGCAACAACAGAGCUGUUCCUCAUUUAGUGGAGGAAAAAUUGGAUAGGGCUGUUGGCUCACUGGACUGA